AUGGGCUACGACAUUGGCUGGAUCAUACCGCGGUUAAGAAACCCCGGGAGACUGUGGUAUUGUGCUAGUUCAAUAACUGUCGCUGUUGUGGGACUGUUCAGCAAGUUGAUCGUAGACUUCCUGAACAAAACAACUGUUUACAACCGAGAGGCCUUAUCUCGGGCAGUCCGCAGACCUCCAGACGUUCCUCUGCUCACUGUAUCUAACCACCAUUCCUGUUUCGAUGAUCCUGGAUUGUGGGGCGCUCUAGAUACAGGCACGCUGCUGAGCGGUGGUCGGAUGCGAUGGUCCCUCGCGGCUCACGACAUCUGCUUCACGAACGCAAUGCAUGCAGCCUUCUUCGCUCUGGGCAAAUGUGUCCCAGUGGUGCGCGGAGCGGGCGUCCACCAGCCAGCAAUGGAUUUCUGCGUAGAACGCCUGUGCUGUGGGGAAUGGGUCCACAUCUUCCCCGAGGGUCGCGUCAACGUAGACAAAGAGCAUAUAAGGUUCAAAUGGGGCGUCGGGAGGCUAGUGUGGGAGAGCGCCGCUAGGGGCAGAGCGCCAGUAGUACUGCCGGUCUGGCACGAGGGCAUGGAUCGUGUACUGCCCAAUACAGAACCGUACCGGCUUCGAACCAGGAACCGCCUGUAUCUGUGUGUCGGCGAGCCUAUACACCUCCAUCCGCUACUGGAUAGGUUAAAAAGUAUGAAUGCGACUGAAGAGGAGAAGCGUCGUCUUAUAACGGAGCGUAUACAAGAGGAGUUGAUGCGCCUGCGCGACAAAGCGCACACGUUGAUCAAACGAGCGGUGGGUCUGCAUGCAGACGGGCUCUUGGAUAACCGAACAGACAUACACACACCCCUCCCAGUAGCCAAUGGGAAGGAGCGAAAUAACCACGAACCAGAGCGAACCCCGAGCCAGGAGCGUGAAAAGGAAAAGGAGCUAUAA
Messenger RNA from Leptosia nina, 927 nucleotides. Lineage: Eukaryota; Metazoa; Arthropoda; Insecta; Lepidoptera; Pieridae. The record is from the annotation of a GenBank genome assembly.